Molecule: messenger RNA, 918 nt
Organism: Aspergillus thermomutatus
Lineage: Eukaryota; Fungi; Ascomycota; Eurotiomycetes; Eurotiales; Aspergillaceae
Exons: 4
Coding region: 1-918 (305 amino acids)
Source: RefSeq, a predicted model, not a curated record
AUGACCAUGCUUGUAUGCACCACACUCACCGAUGAGUACGAGCUUGACUUGGGAGCGAAGACUCAGCCACCAGUCAACAUCGACGAUCUCCUCUUCAGUACGUAUCAUCUCAUGGCUGUCACCAAAGUGCAAUUUGCCACGGUACGAUGUCGACACCAGCAUAGUACAUUGCGAAAGAUGAUGACCUCUACUUCUGCGCGCCCUGGAACGCUCAUCGAGUCGUCAGGUUACAUGAGAAGCAACGACGCGCUGAAAUGGAAGGAUAUCGAACUCUAUACGGUGAAACACCCGGACGAUCCAAACUGUCAGGUCCUUCUUAUGCGAGUCAAGCAUAGGUUAAAUAAGGGCAAGAGAAACCGGGGCAUCCCGCCAGUGUACACAUACACUGAACGGAAUGAUAGCCUCGGCCUUUGUGUUAUCCAAGACAUACUAGAAUAUGCAUUUCUUGACAGUGCUUUUGCCAGUGAGCGUAUCAAGAAGCCUCGAGAUAUCUGGCUCUAUACCCAUGUCCCAGACCAUCGACUCAGCACCCCCAUCCACUUCAAAGAGAGCAUGAAGGAAAUCCCGAUAUUUCGUCGCCCUGUGAAGGAUUCCGAGGGAAGAUGGAUCACUCAUCCCACACUAGCUUACCAAUACGAUCGAGCGCAGGAAUAUGAGAUUGCCACCAGCAGGUCAGCAGGUUUUAAGACUCCCGGCUCUCUUUACAAAUAUCGGAAAGGAGCUGCGGCUAAUUUGAAACAUCUCGAUGAACACUCCCGGAACAUUAUCAUGGGCCACAAGAGAAGUGGUACCUUCGCCUACUAUGUCCAGGUCCAGGAUGACACCCAAUCAGCCUUUAUGGAGACUCCCGCAAGAGAUGCUUUAAUUAAGCUGGCUACCAAUUUGACAGCUGCGCAAGACAGCAAUUUCGCGUCGUAA